UUAAAAACAUUUUCUUUUCCUUGAGAAAACCCCACUCCUCUUUCUUCCCCUCCUCUCUCUCUCUCUCACACCCACACACACAAACAAUGGAUCGAACUCAGCUUCUUCUGGUGGGAUUACCCCUUUUCCUAUUCAUCUCCGAUCUUUUCAAUCUUUUUACUCCGCCCCCUCAAAAACCCUCUUCCGAUCACCACCACCACCAUCAACUGCCGUCAGUUAUCCAACAACAACCACCUCAGACUCUUGAUUUCCCUACUCAGAAAACUGCUGGUAUUGGUGCAGUUGGUAUUGGUAACACCGUCAGCAUUGAUUUCUGCUCUUCAUGUUCUUUCAGAGGGACAGCUGUGACAAUGAAAAACAUGUUGGAAAAUCAGUUUCCUGGUGUCCAUGUCGUCCUUGCUAACUAUCCUCCUCCACUUCCAAAACGUUUGUUGAGCAAAGUAGUACCCGUUUUUCAAUUUGGCGUCAUUGGCCUUGUAAUGGGUGGCGAACAAAUAUUUCCUAGGUUGGGAUUUGCUGUACCACCUCCAUGGUUCUAUCACUUGCGUGCUAACAGAUUCGGAACUAUGGCAACCACUUGGCUCCUGGGAAAUUUCUUUCAGUCCAUGCUGCAAAGCUCUGGUGCUUUUGAAGUGUAUUGUAAUGGUGAACUGGUAUUCUCUAAACUGAAAGAGAAUAGGUUUCCUGGCGAAAUUGAGCUGAAAGAUCUAGUUGGCAGAAGGAUUGCUAACCCAAGGGUAGUGGAUGGACUUGGUGCAUCUUCCUGGUCGUAGAAGUGGAGAUUUCACUUUGUUCCACAUUACCUUAGAGUUCUUUACCUUGUGGUCUUCCAUUGUAAUAGACAUACAGGUCCAACAGCAUCUUCUUUAGAAAUUGUUGAUUCGCGGUUAGAUAGUAAAACUUUUUGCAAAGAAACUUUCAACUCUAGGGACUGGAUCUGGUAUUGAUCAAUCUCUUGAAGGUUUUUCCUCCCACAAAUCUUUGUGACAUUUGACUUGUAUAUUGUAUAAACACUUUCUCCCGCAAAUCCAACAGUAUUUAGUAGAAGCUUGAAUGGAUAAUAUGCUUAAUUGUCAUUAGA
Messenger RNA from Nicotiana tabacum (common tobacco), 1081 nucleotides. RefSeq names its product selT-like protein. Lineage: Eukaryota; Viridiplantae; Streptophyta; Magnoliopsida; Solanales; Solanaceae. Gene Ontology annotation, molecular function: thioredoxin-disulfide reductase (NADPH) activity. The record is from RefSeq and is a predicted model, not a curated record. Gene Ontology annotation, cellular component: endoplasmic reticulum membrane. Gene Ontology annotation, biological process: cell redox homeostasis.